Molecule: messenger RNA, 7036 nt
Organism: Hylaeus volcanicus
Lineage: Eukaryota; Metazoa; Arthropoda; Insecta; Hymenoptera; Colletidae
Product: facilitated trehalose transporter Tret1-2 homolog
Exons: 10
Coding region: 2718-4187 (489 amino acids)
Biological process (GO): transmembrane transport
Cellular component (GO): membrane
Molecular function (GO): transmembrane transporter activity
Source: RefSeq, a predicted model, not a curated record
CUCGAAUAGUUUCCUAAACUAUCGACUUUGAUAAUAAUGUUAGGACUUAAGGAACAAGUAAAAGAGUGUCGGUGAUCGAUAAAGAGCUCGGCUCGCGCGUACCAUUCCGCCUUUUAAUUUCAUGUCUAGGUUAGGUGCUGCGUCGCUUCAAGAUUAAUAGAAAAAAAGGUAAAAGAAUAAUAAAGGUACAUAGGAUCGUUCAUUCUGGAUUACGGAAUUUGUUCGGUGGUAGAGCAUCUUUUCUCGUUGACGAUAACGGUCGGGACUAGAAUCAUCUGCGCGCCGCGCACCCCUUGUUGUCCGUUCUCUCCCCUCGACCGAGCCCUGAUUCCAUUGUAUUUUGUAUCCUUUUUCGACUCGGACUUGAAAACGAAAAAACCUCGGACCAAGAGCCAGGGACGCAAUUAUCCUGCAUUCAGACUGCGACCGAUAGCUUCGAUCCUUUUUUCGGGGGGGAUUCUUGUGUCCUGGAUGGGCGGCGAUGUUCUAUCGGGGAGUUUAACUCGCUAUGCUUUUCUACCAGAGAUUCAAUGAUAUUGCUCGAUCGAAUAGAGUACAUAUUCUCUUCUCGGUAACACAGCCACUUUAAAAGCGUAUUUGUUUGUAAUUUGUUGGUCGUUAUGUACGCGUACGCACUAGGCAUACGCAUGCCCGUGAAUGAUAAACGAGGCUCGAAUGAAAGUACAGAAAAUUAGCAAUUGGCAAUUUCGAAUUGGGCAUGUCGAAAGUGCAGCGUUCCUCGCGGCGCGGGGGUUUGGCCGACAUCGACGCCGACGGGCCGAUCUCGGGACGGGGCGAGCGUUGCGCAGGGGGUUUCCGUGCGCGAUGCCACAGCCAACCGACUGGUAGUAUCCAGGGGGCUGUUUUCUCCCUCUCAGUUGGCCGCGAUUCAGCGCCGGGUGUAUGUCCCGUUCGUCGCGGGCUAGAGCGACGCGACGCGACGCGACGCGACGCGACGUCGACGCGACGCGACGCCGACGCGAGAAACACGAGAGUCGUGUUCCGUUGUUGUCUUUCCCGAUUAAUCGCGUUACGCUAGAAACGCUCGAGUCUUGCGUUUUUCGUCAUCUCGAGUUGGAUUAGUCGAGUGUCGAAUCAAAAGGUGCCAGAAGUCUGAAAAGAGGCCAGCCGAACAAAGCGGAAAAGGACGAGAAUCGAAGGGAAACGGGAUCGAGAGGUCUUAUUUUGAACCGUCAAACUAUCAACGCGUUUUACGCAGAAUCAUCUGUUCGAAUUGAAUCGGUUCAACGUUUGCACGUGAACGAGUUAUCAGGGAUGAUCGGAUGUUGACAACGUUGGACAGAGUUCGUUCCUACGAGUAUUCGUUUAAUCGAUCGAAAUAAAUAACGUUGCCGUUUCCGCGUCGUGACCGAGCGAACCGAGUUUCCGAGUGGCGGUGGCUGAAAGAUUGAUUGCGUUAAAGAGGAGGAACUGGUGCACGAUCGCUUUAUCCGUUCCCGUUCCCGUUCCCGUUCCCGUUCCCGUUCCCGUUCCGAUCGAGCUGCGUUUCGGGGGCGUCGAACUAGCUAGUGUUUCCAGCCAGCGAAUCAAUUUCUACGUGACCAAUCGACCCGCACGGAAUACGCCAUCGCCAGUCGGGACGAUUCUAAUUAACAUCUCUCGAUCCCUUUUCCAAAAUUCGCCUUUUAAGAGUUUGCCGAACGAAUAACAGGCAUCAGGAUUUUCCAGGGAUAACGACCACCUCCGGUCGUAUAAAAAAUAAUCGAUAAAUACCAGGUUCCUUUCCACUCUGUCAGCUUCGAGUUGAAUUUGUUCUCGACGAAAGCUUCUCUAGUCUCGACCGAGUCGCAAGAUAAAAAUCUAGCUAGAAUCGGUCGAUUCGCGAUUUCACGAGAUAGAGAUCGAGCUACCGGCUACGGUCGAAAGUUUAAUCGAUGGAUACGCUGCUUCUCGCAGGAGAAUCUCUUCAAAGAUCCAAGAAGAAAAUCAGAGGUGAAGCAUGAGGACGUCGACGAGAACAUAGUCGGGUCAUAGUCGAUAAUCCGUUUGACGCGACGACUACUAGAAAAGAAAUCGACGAUAACGAGGAGAGAUCUAAGAUUCGCUACGGUAAUCUUGACAAUAAUCAAGUAAGACUGACGCGAGCGAAACGAUUAAUCGCGACAAGUAGAAAAAUAAGAAAGAAAAGAGGAGAGGAGAGAGCAAACGAUCGAUGCGAAAAAUGGUAUAUUUUCGUGUCUCGUUUUUUCGCCAAAAAACCUAACCUCGAACGCGAUGGGUCGCAAAAGGUGAUUAAUAGAAGUUCGGAGAGCCCAGGGAUUGACUUUGACUGCAAUUUCGAGGAAAAAGAAAUAUAUAGGUGUAUAUACAUAUACGUAUACAUAUACAUAUACAUAUACAUAUACAUAUACAAUAGAUGUACAAUACAUGUUCGAGUGCCUCUGAGAAGAUUACCGCGCGCUACUGCGACACUUUUUGUCCGAGAAAGGGUGGCGUGGCUGAAUCCAGAGAGACGAAGAGAUGUCACUGAAUCACAGAUAUUACAUCCAGGAGAAAAGGCGGGUUAGAGGUACGAUGACUGACGCACGGCUGGUCGAGGGCUGCGAGAUGCGAGAUCCGCCACAACCACAGUCACAGCCACGGCCACGGCCACAGCGUCAGGAUGUAUCAGUGGAGUAACGAGGUCUAUACAGAGAACGGGGUUAAGCUGCGCGAAGGUAACAACGGUGCCAGACGAGGGCGAAAACAGCUUUAAAAUGCCCAGAGCUUCCGUGGUACACAUGACGUCGACGGCGACGAGACCGCAGCACAUGUCGCAGGUUUUAGCCACCCUGGCACUGUCUAUGGGAACGCUAUCCUCGGGUUUGGCCAAGGGUUACACUUCGCCGGCCUUGGACUCCAUUCUAGACAACCAACCUCCUCACCUUUACCAAUCGUCCAACAACAACAACAAUAACACUUGGUCGGCUUUCUCCGUGACGCAACAAGAAGCCUCUUGGGUGGCGUCUCUGUCGAUGCUGGGCGCAUGGUUCGGUGCUAUGAUCGGCGACUGGAUAAUGAGAAGAGGGCGUCGAUUGGCCCUCCGCGCAACGUCGUUGCCUCUGACCGCAGUUUGGAUCUUCACCGGAAUCGCACCCUGCGUGGAAUUGGUCUACGUGACCAGCUUCGUCGGAGGUCUUUGCUGUUCGGUCAUCACGAUGGUUGGUCAGGUGUACAUAUCGGAAAUCUCGAUGCCGGGCAUCAGAGGCUGCCUAUCGGCCAUGUUGAAGGUGCUGGGUCACGUCGGCGUGUUAUUGUCGUACAUAGCGGGCAUGUACAUGAAUUGGCGGCAAAGCGCCCUGCUGGUAGCAGGAGCUCCCUCGAUGCUGUUUUUGGGAACCCUCUUUAUACCCGAGACGCCUUCGUACCUCGUUCUGAAUGGCAAAGACGACGAGGCAGCCAACAGUUUACAGUGGCUGCGCGGCGAUCACGUCGAUAUACGACACGAACUUCAGGUGAUCAAGACGAACAUUCUGGCCUCGAGAGCAAAGCAGUACGAGCUGACGUUCAAAAACAGUAUGUUCACGCCGCGAUUGUACAAACCCAUCGCCAUAACGUGCGGCUUGAUGUUUUUCCAAAGGUUUUCCGGGGCGAAUGCGUUCAAUUACUACGCGGUCAUUAUAUUCCGCCAGACCUUGGGUGGCAUGAAUCCUCACGGCGCGACCAUUGCGAUUGGCUUCGUGCAAUUGUUGGCUUCCCUGUUAUCGGGAUUCCUGAUCGAUAUCGUGGGCCGUUUGCCGCUUCUGAUAGCCAGCACCGUGUUCAUGUCGUUGGCAUUGGCAGGUUUCGGUAGCUACGCUUACUACAUGUCGCAGACGCAAAAUCUGGGCUAUCCGGACAACGCGGUUGUCGGCCAACACGACUGGAUACCGUUGCUUUGCGUACUCGUCUUCACGACAGCUCUCGCUCUGGGCAUAUCGCCAAUUUCGUGGUUAUUGAUUGGCGAGCUUUUCCCCCUGGAGUAUCGCGGCCUUGGUUCGAGCAUCAGCACCAGCUUUAGCUACUUUUGCGCGUUCGUUGGGAUUAAACUCUUUAUGGAUUUUCAGCAGACGUUCGGACUGCACGGAGCUUUCUGGUUUUACGCGGCUGUGGCGGUAUGCGGACUGUGCUUUGUCGUUUGCUGCGUCCCGGAAACGAAAGGGAAACAGCUGGACGAGAUGAACCCAGACUACGCGCAAGCACGGUAGUAUAAGGCCUCGCUGACAGGAGGCCUGUCGAAUCUGGAAAAGGCCAACAAGCCCCUGCCAGGAGGAGCUUAUCCUAAUCAACACGAUCCACGGGAUCUGUACAACUCGAACCAUCCGGGCACAUCCUGUCAGACCUCAGCCAACAGGAGCGCUAGUAAUCGAAAAUUAUCCGACUACUGCAACAUUUUCGCGGAGAAAACCAACAGGAUCGGCAGAAACGUCGAAAGCUUUAUGCAGUCUCGUGGAUUCUUCGCGAGCCGUUGUUCCAUCGACGAGACCGCCAAUCGAGGAACCAACGCGACGACCAUUCGCAAAAGCAACGGUGACGCGAUCAGGACCGAUUAUCGGUUCCCCGCACGACCUCGACCGGCACAUCGAUUCGACGCCGACGCCGACGCCGACGCCGACGCCGACGCCGACGCCGACAAUCGAAACAAUCGCAAACGAUACCGAAACGUUUACCCGCAGGAGACGAGUAUCGAGACGAACAGCAUCGAUCGCGGUUCGGAGGUUCCGAUACACCCUACAACGGAUAGAAGACGCGCCGCGGCCGUCGGCAAUCAUUACGCGGCUGCAUACGAACCAGCGCAUCCAUGGAGAAAUCUCCCUGCUCUCGGCGAUCCGGGUGUCUCGAAACCGAUUCUGAGAAAUGGAACGAGUCGCGCGAGAGCUGAAAGGACCUACAGCUCCACCCUGCCAAGACGCAGCAGGCCCAUCAACUUCCGAAAGCAGUCAGACUCCCUCGAGUCGCGUCGCGGCUAUCCCAAGAGUCUGCAAGAUCUCUCGGACCUAGACUUGGAGCUAGACGACAGGAUCGAGGAGCCCAGUAUUUCGUCUUUUCUAUCCCCGAGUGACCGAGACUGGACGGCCAGGUUAGACGACGUAUAUCGUCGUCGAAGAUACCGAGAGGACCAACUCGAAGAUGAUUAUCUCAGACUGUACAGAAGCAUGUCGAGGCUGGACAAGUAUACCCAGGCCGGAAGAUACGAGCCCGGACAGGUGCACUACGAAAGAGAGUGUAGAACAUUUGGCAAAGACACGGUCGCCUUCAUCUAUUAUAAAACGUGUUAUUUGUGAUGUACGAGAAAGGCAAGGGUCGACGACCACUCGAGAGCCUCUUUAUCGGGCAAAUCUUUACAUCGUCUAUCCACCACGAUCACGAGUUGUAAUUUAGCGGGAACGCCAGCCGCGGCGAUCCCAAUCGAAAUUCUAAACGCGAUCUUUCUACUGCUCGGAAUACAUUUCGCGAUUCAUCUUUAGAUCAUUACGGUAUCGAUAAAUCGAGAUCUCGUCAGCGGUGGCUUUAGGUAGCCGAGUUCCUUUUUCCUUUUUCCUUUUUCCUUUUUCCUUUUUCCUUUUUCCUUUCUCCAACACGUAAAAUAAUCGACGACUUACAAUCAAUAGUCGUCCAUGUACAAGGUUGGUCUCGGAAACCAUUCGACAAAGAGUCCCUUUUCUUAAUCGUCGUCUUUGAAUAAUCGACAUUCUAAAGAAUCUCGUAUCGCGUAAUCGAAAUGGUACAAUUUAUAUACCAAGUAGCAUUUAGACAAAGCUAGUCGUCGAGUUGAAUGUUCAUCAUUUCUUUGACCAGUUUUACGGCUCACUCUCGAUGUAAACGUGACAAGCGGACACGAAUGAAUCCCGUCGGCUCUAGUAGCGAUCUUUGUGUCUGUCUUGAAACGUCGAACGAUAUUUUGACCAAGAUAAGCAUAUGAAUUAUUUUCGGUACUUAUCGCAACCUUCGAAUGAAUUUACUCUGGACUUGCACUCGAAAAGAAUCUCGUCGGAAUAAAAGAACGCUCUUCCGUGCACGUGCCUUCUCAGAGAGCACGCAAAAUGCAAAUUACACUAGACGUAGAUACGUAUGUAAAUACACGACAAAAAAAGAAAGAGGAAAAAACAAGCAAGAGUCGAAGGGGGAAAUAAGGAAACGUUAAUACAUAGAUACUGGGAAUACACUCGAUAGACUGGUUCGUCGCGAUGAUCGACGUGAAAACUUACACGCGAAUAUUUCUUUGUUAUGUUCAAUGUCUUUGAACUUGGAAUCGUAACGAUAUACUAAAAGAUAGAAAAGAUUUCACUACUUCCAAAAAUCAAAUUCUUGUUCUUUCGAGCGUGUAACGAUCGAUCGAUGCGCGUAUAUUAAAUUUAGCGGUUAGUUUUGCUGGUGAAAAUCGGGGCCGCAUCUCGUCAACGAUGAACGCGUUGUUAUCAGAGAAAUGAAACGCUGGUACAGCGUUCGCGAUAAACUGCAUCGUGAUACAUAACGAAAUGUUCUACCGUAGGUAAAGCGACUCGAUUUAUUUUUUCAUCGACUUAAUUAUAUCCGCGCUUUGCGCUAGUGUAACGUAUAUGUAUAGCACAUAAUGACGAUCUUGGAUUCGCGGUGCAACUGAAAACAGAGUGAUUCGUCGGAGAAAGAAGAAAUUUCAAAAAAAUUUCGAAUAAACUUGAUUCCUAAGAGAUAUCUUUUUCAUGAUAUUUCAGUUUCAAAGUAUGCGGCAAUUCGAGUAAUGUGGAUCAAGUAAAAUUACCGAGUACCCUGUAUAGCGUUGGACGUAAUAUCUUUGCCGAAAAAGACAAAUAUUUCAUGUUCAAUAGCAAAUAUAAACAACACACCGAUGGCCUCGUUCGAAGAAUUUAGCGUAAAGGCCAUUCGCUUAACGAUGACAAUAUUCAAAAUGUAGAUACUAUAUGUACAUACGUACAUUAUCUUUCAUACUAAUCGUAAGUACCUACCUAUCGUGUAAAUCGAUUAUCAUCGUACAUUGUAUAGACGCGCGUGUCCAUAUGGACGCAUGGUUGUUCGGACUAUGCGACACCGGAUCAACAAAUUUUACGACAAUACU